AUGGAUCAGAGCAAGUACAUAGAGGUUAGGAUCUUCGAACCCGUUACUGAAAUCCCAACUUCCGACACUCGCGAAUAUUCCAUAAAAACCUUGAGCACGAUCCACGAAUGCGACAAUCUAAAGGCUUCUGGUUCGCAUAUACGAAAUAAUACACAGAAAAAAGUACCUCAUUCCACGAAUCCGAAUCCAAACGUCAAAAGCUACUCAUCAGCCAAACAGACAGUGGACGUACUUCGCAAUCCUGAGAGACCAUUCGAUAUUGACUUAUUGCUGAGAUACUACGCGUGCAACUCCGACAUGGAGAAGUCGAUACACAAGGUAAUCGCGAAAAUGGAGGACCAGGUGUGCAAAGACGUGGAUCAGGGACCGUUAAUCGAGUUGGGUGCAGUGUGUAGGAUCUGCGACUUGCUGAGGGACCCAUCUGCCCAGAAGCCUUGCUCGUUCCGAUUCCACGAGAUUUUGGCCAGGGUGCAAUCCCUGAUACGUCGUUGCAGCAGAGAGAGAUUAGAGCAGGUCCUGUCUAACGACCCUUCCCUCAAGAUCUGCCAGCACUGCGGAGUGAUCAGCUGCUCGAAUUCUCCAAGCGUUCUCGCGGAUCCUUGCAGGUCUCCACCUAAAACGUCCUACUUCCUCAGCACGCAGAUGUUUCCCGACAUUGUCGACAAUGGCGACGACGCGAAGACAUAUAGACAGACGAAGAGAAUUAACCCCAGGAGCGAACAAGCCACGAAACACGUCGAUAAAUACUAUAACAUCCGGAGAAACGCGAAUCGUCCUCUUUACAAGGAACGAGGAGCAAACAAUGGGAGAGCUUAUGGAUCGAGAGAGGUGAGUCUGACUGUGAAACGGGAGAAUAAUUUCCAUAUGAAUACUCCUCGACGUAUCGAGACCAUGGUGGCUGAACGAGAGAACGACCACGUGGUACAGGAAAUACGUUCUACUCAUGGUACACUGACUGGAGAGAUGUUGGAGUUAGAUGAGACAGGAUUGGAGAACCGAAUUAAGGAUUCUCAGCAGAUAAAGCCUUCGGACUUCGAAUUGGACCCUAGAGGAACGAUUAAGGAUCAACGACAGCUGGAGACUACAGAUUUAGAGAAUAGAGGCAGGAUCAUCAGUGAUAAUCUGAAUCUUACGAGCAAUUUGACACAUGAUAGACGUUUUAAUAGGGUAGACUGCAAAGAAAAGUUCAUGGACAACCUUCCUAAUAGGAAUAAUUCUAUAAUAAGUAAUUUUAGACCAACGAACAAGUGGAGAAAGGUCAGCAAGGACCAACUGGGCAUGAACGAAUGCAAGGAAGAGGUUCUAAGGGACAUUCUUUAUGAGCAACCUGGGCCACGACUGGACCAGUCGAACCCACGGGACUGCACGUCUUUAAAUAGCGAACACGGCGUAGGAAGUAAACAAAAUCAAUCAACGAACGUCGUUGACGACGCAACGUCGUCUGCAAAUGUACUAACGUACUUGGCAGGCCGCCUCAAAUCGAUAGACAGUGGGAAAAAAGAAUUUGUUUCGCAACCAGGUGAAAAAGCGAGUAUCCAUUCCGGUCACCCUGCCAAUAAGCGUAGUUUCGUUUUACAUCGGGCUCGAGGUCACGAUCCACGCCUGGAUUCGGAAUUCCUGACACUCGAAAAGCUCGUGCCAGCUGACAAGAUCGCGAGGGACAGUCGAAGGGAGAUCUUUUACAAAGCUCAGCAUCACUCGGAGCACUGCAAGUACGUCCACCCAGUCAGACGUGGCAACCAGUUCAGAAGCUUUACCUGUCUGAUGGAAGACGACUCCCUGGAGAACUGUAUAGACACCCCUGUCACGUUGGCACAGACCAUAGAAAGCAACACUACCGUGGUCAGCUCCUCUUCCGCAGAGAACAUGAUUCGCGAAUGGGUGAAGGCUCCCGGAGCCAGCAUCCAGGAAGCCUGCAAGAGCUCGGAAGCUUGGAAGCCUUCUACAUCGAUCCUGAACGUAGCUCGUAGAAGAUUCUGGGCUAAAGAGAAGAUUGUCAAUUGUCCAAAGGCGUCUAACGAAGUCCAACCUAACCUGACAAGUCCAAGUGGCAGUAAAGUUUCCUCGAAAAAUCGAAAAUAUCGUCAUCCGAACAGGCAGACCAUAUCUAGUAUGCUCACAGGAGGCUUUAAACUCUGGCACAGUAAGGAUUCGAUGGCCAGCAAGUCUAACGAGUCGAAGUCGAAGAAGAUGGUGUCUCGAGGCAAUGAAAAGCGUUUUGGGAAGCAUCUGUUCGAAUCCCUGAAGAGCAUUAGGUCUGCAAAGUCCAGCAAGUCGAAGGAAACCAGUGAGAAGCCUUUGAUGUCUUUUGGCAGUAGUCUGCCAGGUGACGUUAAAGACGUCGCUCGAAGGAUCAUCUAUAAUGAGUCUUCCUUGAGGAACACGAUGAUGGAGAAGGGGAAUCAUGAGAACAUGGACGACGUCUUACUGCUCUAUAGGAAGGUGCUCGAGAGCACGGAACAGAUGGACUGGCGCAGCUUCCAGCGAUUCGUGGAGGACCUGCAUCCGGAAAAAAGGGACCUCUGGCGAGAUAUCUGCAGGGUCAUCGACGACAAGGUGAAAAGGAUCAACGAGGAGGAGGAUGGAAGCGCGGAAAUAUGUAUAGAGAUCACCUCUAUUCCCUUUCAAGGGGCCAACGAAAGAAGAACGUGCAGCAACGAGAUCGUGUUCGAGAUGGACAUAACACUCGCAGACGUGGAGAGGUAUCUGGGUAGGCAGCUGCCUUCCACGGAGAAAGAGCAGCUUGACACCCUUCAGAGGACCAGCGAAGUUAUUAAAGUUCGAAAUGACGACGUUUGUGAUACUCGAGUGGCCUCUAAUCAAGCUGAAUAAGCGGUCUUGCACGCUUUCAAUUUUCCCUGUACGUACUUACGAUCAACA
Molecule: messenger RNA, 2880 nt
Organism: Eufriesea mexicana
Lineage: Eukaryota; Metazoa; Arthropoda; Insecta; Hymenoptera; Apidae
Exons: 1
Coding region: 1-2832 (943 amino acids)
Source: RefSeq, a predicted model, not a curated record